AAUUCGACUACAUCUUAUCUGCGACCUGGCAGUAAAUUUCGCGGUACUCAGCAAAGUGAUAGGCAGGUUUAUGAUGUUCAGGUCGAGCUGAAAGAUGUGGACAUGGAGGAGAGCAGACUCUGUGGAUACCUGAGAAUACAAGGCCUCACGGACGACCACCCUACCCUCACCACGUUCUUCGAAGGCGAGAUAAUAGGACCUCGAUAUCUCUUCCGUACAUCUCACCCAACGUGGGGCUCCUCAGAAAAGGUCGACCUUCAACAUUGGGCCCGAUUCCCUGCAUGGCGACCGCUAGCCAAGAGUGCGAGUAAGAACUCGCUGUUCACGCUUAAGAAUCCAUGGGAGAAAGAGCACUUGUUCAUGCGAUGGAAGGAGUAUUUCCUUGUCCCAGACCACAGGGUAAAACAGAUCAGUGGCGCUAGCUUCGAAGGUUUCUACUACAUUUGCUUUGACCAAAGAUCUGGAGGUGUAAGCGGCAUAUACUUCCACAGCAAGAGCGAGAAAUAUCAACAGCUGGAGUUGCGAUGGGUGGACGACGGUGGCAGAGUACCUGCAGUGGAGUUCCGAUGA
Molecule: messenger RNA, 570 nt
Organism: Pseudocercospora fijiensis CIRAD86
Lineage: Eukaryota; Fungi; Ascomycota; Dothideomycetes; Mycosphaerellales; Mycosphaerellaceae
Exons: 2
Biological process (GO): protein catabolic process in the vacuole; negative regulation of gluconeogenesis; protein targeting to vacuole
Cellular component (GO): extrinsic component of membrane; GID complex
Source: RefSeq, a predicted model, not a curated record